CCCAGCCAUGGGAGGAAACCACACACAGCCCAAAUUCAUCCUCCUGGGAAUUACAGACACUCCCUGGGAACAGGCCCCUCUUUUUGGGCUCUUUCUGUUGAUUUACAUCGUAACUUUGGCAGGGAACAUUGGGCUGAUAGUCUUGGUUUGGGUGGCUCCCAGCCUCCACACCCCUAUGUACUUCUUCCUCACCCACUUUUCCCUGGCCGACGUCUGCUAUUCCACCAUCAUCUCCCCCAAAAUGCUCACGGAUCUCUUACUUGGGAAUAAAACCAUUUCCUGGGCCGGCUGCGUGACACAAUUCCACCUCUUUGCUCUCUUUGUCACGGCCGAGUGUCACCUCCUGGCUGCCAUGGCCUACGACCGGCUGGUGGCCGUCUGCCACCCCCUGAGCUAUGUCAUGGUCGUGUCCCCCCGGGCCUGCUGGCAGCUGGUGGCCUGGUCCUACCUCGUGGCCUCCCUCAGCGCCCUCGUCUACACCGGCUGCACAUUUGGGGGCUCCUUCUGUGGGCCCCGCCACAUUGACCACUUCUUCUGCGACGCCAGCCCCGUGCUGAGGCUGGUGUGCUCCGACACCCGCGGCAGCGAGGUCGCCAUCUUCGCCCUGGCCACCGCCAAUGGGCUGGGCACCAGCGUGGUCAUCCUGCUCUCCUACGGCCGCAUCCUCCACACCGUCCUGGGGAUGCGCUCGGCGCCCAGCAGGGCCAGAGCCUUCCACACCUGCGCCUCCCACUUGGUGUCCGUGUCCGUGUUCUACGGCACCCUGUUCUUCAUGUACUUGCAGCCGGCGUCCCGGCACGGCAGCCGGGACAAGGUGGCCUCUGUCUUCUACACCGUGGUCAGCCCCAUGCUCAACCCUUUCAUCUACAGCCUGAGGAACAAGGAGGUGAAGGUAGCGCUGGGGAAGUGCAGGAGGAGGAUGUUAAACCUCUGCCGGCAUCAGAGAGGUGCAGCUAAUGGCAUCAGGGAAUCCUGGAAUGUUUUAGGUUGGAAGGGACCUUAAAGAUUGUCUUGUCCGACAUGCCAUGGGUGGGGAUACCUUCCAGUAUCCCAGGCUGCUCCAAACCCCAUCCAAUCUGGCCUGGAACUCUUCCAGGGAUGGAGCAGCCACAGCUUCUCUGGGCAGCCUAUGCCAGGGCCUCACCACCCUCACAGGGAAGAAUUUCUUCCCAGAAUCCCAUCUAAACCCACUCUCAGCUUAAAGCCAUUCCCUGUUGUCCUGCCACUCCAUAACUGUUCCUCUAAAGCAAGAAUAAAAAAAAAAAUAAAAUUUAUUUGGAUUUUUCCUUGAUCCUCACAAUUUUAUGUAGGUUCUUCCACAGUUCUUCACAAAAUUCAAUUACAAUAUUUAUCCUGGAGAAACAGACCUCAACAGCCACAUCUUCCUUGGGAGGAGACAGGAGUGGGAGCCUCAAGCUUGAAUUCCCUUUGCAGCCACAAGGCUGUUGGAAGAAAUCACCCAGAAUUAUUCUAGGCUAUUAUAAACCUCUCUUUCUCUCAGGAAGAGCAAAUCACAGUUUUAUUGGUUUAUCACUUAUUUUGCACUGAUCAAUAUGUAUUUUUCUUUCAAGAUUAUUGUCCUUAUCCCUAAAC
Messenger RNA from Parus major (Great Tit), 1593 nucleotides. RefSeq names its product olfactory receptor 8J2-like. Gene Ontology annotation, cellular component: membrane. The record is from RefSeq and is a predicted model, not a curated record. Lineage: Eukaryota; Metazoa; Chordata; Aves; Passeriformes; Paridae. Gene Ontology annotation, biological process: G protein-coupled receptor signaling pathway; sensory perception of smell. Gene Ontology annotation, molecular function: G protein-coupled receptor activity; odorant binding; olfactory receptor activity. Bases 8 to 1003 code for a protein of 331 amino acids. The transcript has a single exon.